Messenger RNA from Kockovaella imperatae, 1448 nucleotides. Its product is annotated as Thiamin diphosphate-binding protein. Gene Ontology annotation, molecular function: pyruvate dehydrogenase (acetyl-transferring) activity. Gene Ontology annotation, biological process: pyruvate decarboxylation to acetyl-CoA. The transcript has 10 exons. The coding region runs from base 95 to 1333 and encodes 412 amino acids. NCBI's taxonomy places the organism in Eukaryota, Fungi, Basidiomycota, Tremellomycetes, Tremellales, Cuniculitremaceae. The record is from RefSeq and is a predicted model, not a curated record.
ACAUUUUUGUAGCUCAAGGGCGAUUUGACUGGUGAUCCCAUAUAUACCACCUUGAUUCAUUGCCAUCGACGUCCGGACUCUAGACUUGCUCACGAUGGCUUCUCGAGCAGCUUCCUCCCUCUCUCGACUCUCUCUUCGAUCCACUAGUUCCUCUUCGUCCCCCGCUUCCACUUCUCUCCUCCAUCUUCCCCAAUCGGCCAAAUUAUCAACAUCUACUUCCUCAAAACUCAUCAGUCGGAAUGCAUUGGCGUCGACACCAUUGGCCAGGGUCAGCAGGGCAGCUCCAAAGUACUUGGUAGGACAAGGUCAAAGGGCUGCAUCGUCAGAGCAAGGCGGUGGUACAAUGACUGUUCGAGAAGCCUUGAACGCCGCUAUGGAGGAAGAAAUGUUGCGAGAUGAGACUGUUUUCAUCCUUGGAGAAGAGGUUGCCCGGUACAACGGUGCUUACAAGGUCACCAAGGGAUUGCUAGACAAAUUCGGAGAGGAUCGAGUAAUUGACACCCCCAUCACCGAAGCUGGUUUCGCAGGUAUCGCGGUCGGAGCCGCUUUGGCCGGUCUCAGACCAGUCUGCGAGUUCAUGACUUGGAACUUUGCCAUGCAGGCCAUUGACCAAAUUGUCAACUCUGGUGGAAAAACCUACUACAUGUCUGGAGGAAAUGUCCCUUGCCCUGUCGUCUUCCGAGGACCUAACGGAGCCGCUGCUGGUGUCGCCGCUCAACACUCACAAGACUACUGCGCUUGGUACGGCAGUGUUCCUGGACUCAAGGUCGUCAGUCCAUGGAGCGCUUCAGACUGCAAGGGAUUGUUGAAGAGUGCCAUCAGGGAUCCCAACCCAGUCUGUGUCCUUGAAAACGAACUCAUGUACGGAGUCUCCUUCCCCAUGACCAAGGAGGAAAUGUCGGACGACUUUUUGAUCCCGAUCGGCAAGGCCAAGGUCGAAAAGGAGGGAACAGACGUCACCGUCGUCGCUCACUCCAAGAUGGUCACUCACGCUUUGGAAGCUGCUGAGAAGCUGGAGCAAGAGGAGGGAAUCAAGGCGGAAGUUAUCAACCUGAGAUCCAUCCGACCACUUGACAUUGAGACCAUCGUCUCUUCCAUCAAAAAGACCAAUCACUUGGUCACUGUUGAAGGAGGUUUCCCAGCUUUCGGUGUCGGAUCUGAGAUCCUCGCUCAAGUUUGCGAAUCUCCCGCCUUCGAUUACCUUGAUGCUCCCCCUGAGCGAAUCACCGGAGCCGAUGUGCCUACUCCCUACGCUCUCACUCUCGAGUCCUUGGCUUUCCCUGACACUCCAUUGAUUGCCAAGGUCCUCAAGAGACAUCUUUACCGUCAAUAAGCGAUGGCUGCUGAUAUAGAUACAAUUUCGUUUCUCAUGUAGAGCUCUGGUCAUAGGGGGCGCGCGCAGUGCUACGGGGGUUCUCUCAACAUUGGAUGCAUCCGAUUCCUAGGCA